GGCUCCAGGAACGUUCUGGGAUGCUUUUAUUGUGGCGGUGUGAGGGUUCUAAAGGGACUAGGUUCAACCUGCUCAGCUGGACUUCACUCACUUGCACGAGCUGUGCUGGAAGAGCGAGAAGCCGACACCUUGCCGGAGAGGAGAGGUCGCGAAGCAUCAUGUUCUUGGCUUGCCAGCGCGUGUGAAAAGCGAGACGACGGGGAGGAGCUUAACACUUCACUUCUCCGGUGGCGACAAUCCUGCAGAUCCAUCACCUCUGAACAAGUUGUAGCAAGAUGGCAACCAGUGUCCUCAUGCACUGCCUCCUCCUGAGCGCCUUACUCACCGUCUCCUCCGGCGGCCUGGUCCAGAAGAUGCUGCGCCAUCGCCGCCAAGCUCCUCAAGGACUCAACGUCACCACGCCCGGCUCGGAUCAGCCGGUGGUUUUCAACCACGUCUACAACAUCCACGUCCCCGCCAGCAGCCUGUGCUCCGGCAGCCCGGACGACGCCGAGAGCGUGCGGCCGACGGAGACCGCCGUGGCCUCCGGCCGCCUGGCCACGCAGCACGCCGCCGACGGCGAGAACCAGAUGGUCUUCACCCACCGCAUUACCAUCCCUCGCCAGGUGUGUGGCUGCGGUGCUGAGGAGCAGGCCCUGAGGGACCUCAGGAGCCGCAUCGAGAUGCUGGAGGGGGUGGUGUCGGCCUUGAGGAGUCAGUGCGCCGGCGUCGCCAACACCUGUUGUGGCGCCCAGGUGGCAGGGAACGUGCGAACCGAGCCUCUCUGUGGCGGCCAUGGGAACUACAGUGCGGAGAACUGCAGCUGUCGAUGCGAGCCCGGCUGGACGGGUCCUAACUGCGCCGAGUCCCGGUGUCCCAACAUGUGCCGGGGACGAGGACGCUGUGUGGAGGGCGUGUGCGUCUGCCCAGAAGGUUUCCUCGGCGAGGACUGCUCCGACCCGAUCUGCCCCAAAAACUGCACUGAGCGCGGGCGCUGCGCCAACGGCACCUGCCGCUGUGAACCGGGCUUCGCGGGGGAGGAUUGUGGACAGCGCACGUGUCCCGGCGACUGUCACGGCAACGGCUUCUGCGUGGACGGCCGGUGCGUGUGCGCGGCGGGCUACAGCGGAGAGAGCUGCUCCAGCCUCACCUGCCUCAACGACUGCAGUGGGCUGGGCACCUGCUUCAACGGGAUGUGCAUCUGCGACGACGGGUAUCAAGGCGAGGACUGCAGCCAGCUGGCGUGUCCCAACAGCUGCUACGGCAGAGGCCAGUGCAUAAACGGGCGCUGCGCCUGCGACGUCGGCUUCGGCGGCGGCGAUUGCGCCGAGCUCUCCUGCCCCGGCAACUGCCUCCAGAGGGGGCGCUGCAUCAACGGGCAGUGCGUGUGCGAGGAAGGAUUCGUCGGCGAGGAUUGCAGCGUCAGGACCUGCCCCUCGAACUGCUUCGGCCGCGGCGAUUGCGUCGAGGGGAGUUGCGCGUGCCACCCGGGAUUUGCCGGCGACGACUGCGCCCUGCUGAGCUGCCCGAACCACUGCCGCGACCACGGCCGCUGCGUAGACGGGCAGUGCGUGUGCGACGAAGGGUUCGCCGGCGAGGACUGCGGUCGGAAAGCGUGCCUCAACGACUGCCUGGCCCGAGGACACUGCGACGGCGGCGUGUGCGUCUGCCAGGAGGGAUACUCGGGGGCUGACUGCUCCGCGCACACGUGCCCGGACAACUGCAACGACAGGGGGCGCUGCAUCAACGGGAGGUGCGUCUGCGAGAGCGGGUAUGAAGGGGAGAGCUGCGCGGAGCUGAGAUGCCUCAACAACUGUCACGACAAAGGACGCUGCAUGAAGGGGCAGUGCCUCUGCGACGAGGGAUACAUCGGGGACGACUGCUCCGACGUGUCUCCUCCGAGGGAUCUUUCUGUCGGCGAGGUCACCGCGGAGACGGUGGCCUUGUCCUGGGCCAACGACAUGCUGGUGACCCAAUACCUGGUCACGUACGUGCCCACUCAGCCCGGCGGGCUCCCCCUGGAGUUGACCGUGCCGGGGGACCGAACCAACGCCACGGUCAGAGAGCUGGAGCCGGGCUUGGAGUACCAGGUCAACGUCUACGCCGUCCUGAGCAACAAGAGGAGCGUCCCGGUCAGCGCCAGGGUGGCCACAGCUCUUCCCCAGCCAGAAGGCCUGAGGUUCAAGUCUGUCAGGGAAACCAGCGUUGAGGUGGCGUGGGAGCAGCUCACCUUCCGCUUCGAUGGCUGGGAGAUCUACUUCCGCAACACGAAAGAAGAAAACGGAAAGGUGGUGAGCGUCGUUCCCUCUUCUCAAAAUCACUUCCGUCAGUCGGGCCUGGGACCUGGCCAGGAAUACGAGGUGUCCAUCAGCGUCAUCAAAAACAACACCAGGGGACCCCCGACCUUCACACGAGUCACAACCAACAUCGACGCCCCGCCGCAGCUCCAGGUCCAGGACGUGACCGACUCCUCGGCACUGGUCAGCUGGUCUCAGCCGGUAGCGCCGUCCGACCGGGUCACCGUCUUUUACAAGCCCGGCUCCGCCUCCUCCGAGGGCGUCAAGGUGGAGAUCUUCCCGCCGGACAAGCAGCACAGCCUGGAGGGUCUCCAGCCCGACACGGAGUACACCGUGUCCCUGGUCUCCCGCCGGCGAGACGCCAGCAGCGAGCCGGCGGUGGCCAACUUCACCACAGCGCUGGACGCCCCCAGGGAGCUAGCGGCGCUGUCCCAGACGGAGAACAGCAUCACGCUACGUUGGCGCAACACCCGGGCUAACGUGGACAGCUACCGGGUGAAAUACAGUCCGCUGUCAGGCGCCGCUCACGGCGAGGAAGUGUUCCCUCGAGGACCCGGAGACUUCACCACGGCGACAAUCAGCGGGCUGAAGCCAGGGACCGAGUACGGGAUCGGCGUGACCGGCGUGAAGAUGGAGCGGGAGAGUCUGCCAGCCACCGUAAACGCCGCGACGGACCUGGACCCUCCGAGGGCUUUGGAGCAAACGGCGUCCACGGAGACCUCCAUCGCCAUCCGCUGGCGGAAGCCCCGCGCCAAAGUCAGCAGCUACAGGCUGGUGUACGUCUCCGGGGACGGCCGAGUGGAGGAGGCUGAGGUCCCCCCCGCCGACACCGCCUUCGUCUUAGUCGACCUGACGCCCGCCAUGAGCUACACCAUCACCUUGACCGCGGAGCGAGGCCACAAGAUGAGCGCACCGGUCACCAUGACCGCAUCCACAGAGGCUCUCAAGCCCACAGUGGGCGAGCUCACCUUUUCCGACGUAACGUGGGACGGCUUCACGGCGUCCUGGAGCCCCUCGGCCGGCGCCGACUUUGACAGCUUCGUGGUAGAGAUAACAAACCUGGACAAUAUGGCGGAGAGCCAGAACCUCACCGUGUCGGGGGGCGCCCUCAGCCUGGGCCUGUGGGGCCUGAACGCCAACACCAGCUACAUGGUGGGCCUGUACGGGCUCUACCAGGGCUCCUUCCUGGAGCCCGUGUACGCCGAAGCGCUCACAGAGGCGGAACCCGAGGUGGACCACCUUUUUGUCUCUGACAUCACCGCUGACAGCUUCCGCGUGUCCUGGGCGGCGGACGAGGACCUCUUCGACCGAUUUGUCAUCAAACUGCGGGACAGCAAGAGGUCUGGACGCCCUCAGGAGCACAUUGCCGCCGGGGACGAGCGAACCAGGCUGAUCACUGGACUUGUGGGGGGCACAGAGUAUGAAAUUGAGCUGUACGGCAUAUCUUUGGACCACAGAUCCCAACCGAUCUUCGGUGUAGCUCAGACAGGCCUGAUGACACCAAAAGGCCUUCGUUUUUCUGACGUAACCGACUCCUCGGCUGUCGUCCAUUGGUCCGUGCCUCAGUCGGCAGUAGACAACUAUCACAUCACAUAUGUGCCGUUUGAAGGAGGAAGCCCCAUGACGGUCACUGUGGACGGCGACGUCCUCCAGGCCUUACUGCCCAACAUGAGUCCCGGCAGGGUGUACCAGGUGACCGUCAGUGCCAUGAAGGGUCUGGAGGAGAGCGACCCCAGCGCUGACUCCGUAACCACAGCUUUGGACCGACCUCGAGGUCUGACCGUGGUAAAUGUGACGGACAGCUCUGCUCUGUUGUUGUGGCAACCGUCCGUGGCCCUGGUGGAUGGAUACGUGGUCAUGUACACCUCCGAGUCAGCGUCUCCAGUCGUAGAGCGUGUUUCCGGGGCUACGGCAGAGUUAGCCAUGGGGUCGCUGGCUCCGGGGAGUCUCUACACUGUGGAGCUCUUUUCCACCAAAGAGGCUCAGAAGAGUGCGUCUAUUGGAACAGAAUUUACCACUGAUGUGGACCCUCCCCGAGAUCUGGCAGCCGUCAACAUUGAAGCAGACAGCGCCACUCUAACGUGGAAGCCUCCGCAGUCCUCCGUCAGCGCCUACGUCCUGACCUUCUCCUCAGCGGACGGCUCGGCCCGGGAGGUGACGCUGAGCCCCACCGCCUCGUCCUACAACAUGGCCGAGCUGGCCAAGUCCACGGAGUACACGGUCCGAAUGCGGGCCGUCGCCGGAGACGGGAGGAGUCGCCACGUGGCCACGGUCUUCACCACAGAUGGAGAGCUGCACCGAUACCCCAAAGACUGCGCUCAGAUCUUCCUGAACGGAGAGACGGCGUCGGGCGUGUACACGGUCUACGUGGGCGGCGUGGACACCCAGGCCAUCCAGGCGUACUGCGACAUGGACACUGACGGCGGGGGAUGGACGGUCUUCUUGAGGCGCCAGAACGGCAAGCUGGACUUCUUCCGGAACUGGAAGAACUACACGGCUGGGUUCGGGAACGUGGACGACGAGUUCUGGCUCGGUCUCAGCAACCUUCACAAGAUGACGUCUGGCGGUCACUACGUUCUGCGCGUGGACCUGAGGGACAGCGGCGAGUCGGCCUACGCUCAGUACGACAGAUUCACCAUCGCCGAGCCCAGGACGCGCUUCAAGAUCUACAUCGGGGCUUACAGCGGCACGGCAGGCGACUCCAUGACGUACCACCAGGGCCGCCCCUUCUCCACCUACGACAACGACAACGACAUCGCCGUCACCAACUGCGCGCUGUCCUACAAAGGAGCCUUCUGGUACAAAAACUGCCACCGCGUCAACCUGAUGGGCAAACAUGGCGACACCAGCCACAGCAAGGGCGUCAACUGGUUCCACUGGAAGGGGCACGAAACCUCCAUCCAGUUCGCCGAGAUGAAAAUGAGGCCGGCCGACUUCGGGAGUUUCCAGAGCAGGUAAAACAAAAUAAUAAGAAGAGAGGAGGACGGCUGAGCUAGCGACCUGACGACACAUUUGGACACACUUCGAAGGCGCGAAUUUGUCACAAAAAAAAACAAAACAUUUUUAUCAACUUUAUGGUGAUUUAAGUCAUAUUCAAAUUGUUCUUAUUGUCACAGGAGACGUAACUGCCGAUACAAAUAAAUAUUGUUUGCUUGAAA
Nerophis lumbriciformis (worm pipefish) is the source of this 5434-nucleotide messenger RNA. Lineage: Eukaryota; Metazoa; Chordata; Actinopteri; Syngnathiformes; Syngnathidae. The record is from RefSeq and is a predicted model, not a curated record.